UGACGACCGAGACCGGGGAGACUAACUAGCUAACUAUCGGUCUGUAAUCAACACAUGCUUCUAAUGCUGACCGCAACAAGUUUCUCUGACAAGGAUGGCCACCAGAUGGCAGCAAAAACGCUUAAAAAGCCAGCAGGUGGGGAUAUUUCACCUCUCAGUUGUUUUCCAACCACCACUGAGUGAAAGUAAGAAGAAGAAAGAGGAGGAGGAAGGAAACCGGGGCUGGUGACGUCACACGGUUGAGCACCCGGCGCGAAGGAGACCCAAAGAGCCGCGCGUGCCGGGGGAAACUUUACAAAGAGGCGCAAAGAGGAAAACUUCAGCUGACAUGGCCUCAGAGGACAUCGCUCAGCUGGCGGAGACUCUCUCCAAGGUCCACGUCGGGGAUGGAGAGCUGAGCUACAAAGGGCUGGGUCUUAAGCUCGAUGACGCCGAAUCAGUGGUGGAGCUGGUGCGGGACAUCCGGCAGUUCUCCGACCUGAGAGCUCUGCGGCUGGAGGGGAACACGGUGGGAGUGGAGGCCGCUCAGACGAUCGCCAAAGCUCUGGAGGACAAAGAGAUGCUCCAGAGAUGCUACUGGAGUGACAUGUUUACUGGAAGGCUGCGCUCUGAAAUCCCCACCGCUCUGAUGUCGCUCGGCGCCGCCUUAACGAGUGCCGGGUCCAGGCUAACGGAGCUCGAUCUGAGCGAUAACGCCUUUGGGCCGGACGGCGUGAAGGGAAUCGAGCCGCUGUUGAAGAGCGCCUCCUGCCACACGCUGAGGGAGCUGCGGCUCAACAACUGCGGGAUGGGAAUCGGCGGCGGAAAGAUCCUGGCGGAGGCUCUGACCGAGUGUCACAGACAGUCGUCGGCCCUCGGAGCGCCGCUCAGGCUGAGGGUGUUCAUGGCGGGGAGGAACCGGCUGGAGAACGAAGGAGCCAGCGCCCUGGCUAAGGCCUUCAAGUCGAUGGGCAGCCUGGAGGAAGUCCACCUGCCCCAGAAUGGGAUAAACCACGCCGGCGUGACGGCGCUGGCUGCAGCCAUGCGACACAACCCGGAGCUUCGGGUGGUGAACCUGAACGACAACACCUUCACCAAGAGAGGAGCGCUCGCCAUGGCGCACGCUCUGAGGCCCCUCAGGAACGUCCAGGUCAUCAACUUCGGCGACUGUCUGGUCCGCUCCGAGGGGGCCGUGGCGCUGGCCGCCGUCCUGAGGGAGGGGCUGCCCGCGCUGAGGGAGGUGAACCUGUCGUUCGGGGAGAUCACCGAGGCUGCCGCUCUGGUGGUGGCUCAGGCGGUCGCCGACAAACCCAGCAUGGAGAAGGUGGACCUGAACGGUAACUGUCUAGGGGAGGACGGCUGUGAGGCUCUAAGGGACCUCAUGGAGAACGUGGAUAAAGGAGACCUGCUGGCCUCGCUCAGCGACGAUGAAGGAGAACCUGACGAGGAGGAGGAGGAAGACAGUGAAAGUGAGGAGGAUGAAGCCACAGAUGAGGAGAGCGAGGAAGAUGGCGACAUCGUUAAGGAAAACGGAUUAACGAGAGAAGACAGUCCUUCAAAAUCCCAGAGCCAGGCGGAGCUCCUGACCUUCCUCAGAUGUCCGUCAGUGGAGAAGCUCAGAGAGCUGAAGGCGGCUCUGCAGGAACAGGUCCAAACCUCUGAGCUCCACCAAGCCGCUGAGGUUCUUCUACAGAUCGCUUCUCUGUACGGCGAGGAUCCAGAAACGAAGAACUCCGUCCUCCAAGCGUUCGACGAGGUUCUGAAGAAGCUGCUGUCCGGUUCUGUCCUUCACUCGUACUGCGUCCUCUCCACGCUGCUGGUCCGGAUGGGACUCCUCAAGGGAGAGGGAAAGGUGAAGAAGGCGAGCGUGAGUCCAGGUCACCUCCUGUGUUUGGAGCACGCCGUCCAGCAGGACGUCUUCUCGCCGCAUCACGCCUCGCUGCUGUUCGCCUUCACGUCCAGGAUCCGUGAAGCCCCGCCGUCGUGCCGCGGCGCCUCCGAGAAGCUCAACGCCGCUCUGGAAAAGAAAUGUAAACACUGACAUACCUCCACUUCACUCAGUUCAAUUCAGAUAUAAAAAUGCUGAUUCCAACAUCUGUAUGUUUUAUGAAAACAUACUAAAUUUUAUUUUUUUUACUUAAAUUUAUGACUUAUUUUUAUAGGAAAUUCGUAGGAAAAUGUUAACAUUGAAUUCACUGGAAGUUUGUUUGAAAUAAAAGCUGAAUUUUAUUUGUGGGAAAAUGUUUUGUUAUGUUAAAGUGAAGGGAAUCAUCUGUGUGAAGCUUCCUCGAGGACGAGCAGAAAAUGUAUUUUAUUUGAGUUUGUUAAGAAAACAAUAAUAAAACCUGUUUGACCUCCUGA
Oryzias melastigma (Indian medaka) is the source of this 2340-nucleotide messenger RNA. RefSeq names its product Ran GTPase activating protein 1b (gene rangap1b). Bases 329 to 2020 code for a protein of 563 amino acids. Gene Ontology annotation, cellular component: perinuclear region of cytoplasm; nucleus; cytosol. The record is from RefSeq and is a predicted model, not a curated record. The transcript has 18 exons. Gene Ontology annotation, biological process: activation of GTPase activity; nucleocytoplasmic transport; signal transduction. NCBI's taxonomy places the organism in Eukaryota, Metazoa, Chordata, Actinopteri, Beloniformes, Adrianichthyidae. Gene Ontology annotation, molecular function: small GTPase binding; GTPase activator activity.